This is a messenger RNA of Seminavis robusta, 4836 nucleotides long. NCBI's taxonomy places the organism in Eukaryota, Bacillariophyta, Bacillariophyceae, Naviculales, Naviculaceae. The record is from the annotation of a GenBank genome assembly.
AUGGGAAAGGAGAAGCCAGAAAUAGAAGAAAAGGACCGGGUCCUUGUGACCGGCAGGCCAGCAACCCACAGACCAGACAACAAGGUUGUGACCUCACGCUACACCGCAGCGACAUUUCUGCCAGUGGCAAUUCUGGAACAAUUCCGGCGUUUUGCCAAUCUCUACUUUCUCUGCGUUGGAUGUAUCAUGGCGAUCGGUUACUACACACCGGCAUUCGAUUCAGCCAUCAAUCCCUGGACAACACUGGGACCCUUGGGUAUCGUUGUUUCCUUCAGUUUGAUGGUGGAAGCUUCAGCCGACAUUAAGCGACAUAAGAACGACGAGGAAACAAACAACGCAACCUGUGUCAUUCUGCGAAGAACUGAGGAAUUGGAGGCUGAAGAAGGCGCUGAACGUGACGAAGAAAUGGCAGAUGGAAAGGAUGUAGUAGUAGACGUCAACACAACCUACAUGAGAGCAGGAGACACGGCUGUCGACAACCGACCCGAAAAACCCAAGGGAGAUUCCGCCCGAAUCAGCUUUCAAAAGGUCCGCAGAAUGGACAUUCUGCAGGGACAAAUCAUCGUAGUCAAGAAUCGAGAAAUGGUCCCUGCAGAUAUGAUCCUGAUUGCCAGCAGUAGCGAAAAUGGCAGCAGUUACAUUGAAACAAGCUCCAUCGAUGGAGAAACCAAUCUAAAACUCAGAACAAGCCCGCAUCUGCCAACCAAACUUCUGAGACACUUGAAACACGGUACGCCGAUGGAUGAGAUGGAGCCGAUUGCCGAGGGUGACGAAGAUGAUUUUUCAGGUGGCACUGAGACCUUGGAGGAAGCCACCAGACGAGUUAGUCGGUUUUCCUCUCUCUGCCUUCCCAAGGGAGUUUGUGUUUUGAGAAAUCCUGACUACAAAGGUGUCACGACACUCGACGAUGCUGGCAACGAUGGAGGAGAUGAAGAAGGCAUGUUCUCAGCAUUCAAACCUCAUAUGGUGGAAGCUGUGAAGAAAUACACCGACAAAGAUGUACCAGUCGACAAGAACACAAAAUAUGUAGCAACGCUCACAUCCGAGCCACCCAAUCCUCACGUCAACACUUUCACGGGAAAGAUGACGCUGCCUCCCGUUGAAGAGAACGGCGAAUGCUGGGAUAUUCCAUUGGGGGCUGAAAACAUUUUGCUCAGAGGAGCUGUCGUACGCAACACGGAAUGGGUCCUAGGACUGGUCGUCUUUACGGGGACAGAUACCAAGCUGGUCCGCAACUCUUUCGAAACCCCUUCCAAGUUCAGCCAGCUGGAUAAGCUGAUGAAUCAGACAGUGUUGUUGAUCCUCAUGCUGAUGGCAGUCAUCAUCUCGUACUUAUCAACCCAAUCGGUGGUUACGACGAGAAGAAAAUUCGACCAUUUGUGGUAUGUCGGGCUCAAUGAAAAUACUAGCGAACCAUGGCCAUAUCUUCCAGAUAUGGAUGCACCUGCAUGGGUCCCGACGCAAAAAAACUGGGUCCAAAUGUUUUUCUUGUUUAUCACGCUGCUGAAUAACUUGGUUCCUUUGAGUUUGUAUGUCACCGUCGAAUUCGUGACAUACUGCAGUCUCUUUUGGGUGUGGGCGGACCUAGACAUGUACUGCGACCAAACAAACACACGGGCUGUUGCUCGGAGCACCAUCAUCACUGAUUUGGGACGAGUCGAGUAUAUAUUUUCCGAUAAGACUGGAACGUUGACACAAAACGUUAUGCGCUUCAAGCGCUGUUCAGUGGAUGGUAUGAUGUUUGGAUCGCCAAUUACAAAGAGUAAGCCAGGUGCUGACGAAGCUCCUGCAUCAGAGUUUCACCCCUUGAAACGCCUGUUGGUGGGAAACGUCAAGCUCCCCAUGGCAAGCGGGUUGCAAGGCCUGGGGGCUUCCUCAGGAGAAUACGAAAUCAAAGCCGAUAAAAAGCUCACACUGAACGCAGAGAUGUUUAUUCGUGUCUUGGCCCUCUGCCACACAGUCGUGGUGGAGAAAGAUUAUGACAUGAAGAAGAAAAAGGCUGAAGACGGUGGGAAACCAGCAGAAACCGCUCCGAUGGUUCUAGGUGGUCCACAAGGGCCUGAUGGCGCGCCCCUUGGCUUUGCCUACCAGGCCGAGAGCCCAGACGAAGGUGCAUUGGUUUCCGCUGCCAGCAAAACUUUCGGCUUCCAAGUUAUCACCCGCGACUCCAGUGGUAUCCGUCUAUGUGUGAAGUGUCCCUCUCACCUGCGGGACCCUGCAAUUGUCUCGGCACUCAAGGAUGGUUCAAAGACCCUCCUCAGUCUUGCUGCCUCCAGCGCUACGAACAUAGAUUACAGCGACUCUCCUGACGAAGAGGUUGAGGUGGUCACCGAAGAAACUUGGGAGAUUCUUGCAGUGAACAAAUUCGAUUCCGACAGAAAGAGGAUGUCGAUCCUACUGCGUGCCCCAUCCGAGUUGGGAUCACUCCCAGUUCUCUUCUGCAAAGGAGCAGAUUCGGCUAUGCUCGACAGGGACGUUUGCACUGGACUACCUGCUGAAGACGAUGACGCAAAGCUUGCCCAAAGAGCUUUCUCGCGAGCCGCAAAGGCAAUUGAGACUCAGCUGUACAUUGUGGGUGCAACGGCGAUCGAAGACAAGCUGCAGGUGGGAGUGCCGAACACAAUCGCGACGCUCGAGAAUGCUGGAAUCAAACUCUGGGUGCUGACUGGGGACAAGAGGGAAACCGCUGUCGAAAUUGGCUAUUCUACUCACGUCCUCACGGAUAAGAUGCACUUGACACAAGUCCCGGAUAACGGAGAAGGGCAUGUCCGAACUCAAAUGAGCAUGGAAUUCAUCAGACUGGUGAAGCUAGGGAAGCUGCCUCUCUACCAGCGUUCCAUUGUGGACGAAGAAGAGAAAAUGAGUUGGACGAGUAUCAAGUUUUCCCUUGGAAAGUGCUACCGAGCCUUCACACGAUCUCUUCGGACUUGCUUCUACAGUAUUUUUUUCACGUUGGGAAUAUGGAAAGAUUGGGCGGAAGGUAAACUUGAGAUCAUCAAAGAAGAGGAGAAGGGCGAAGAGCUACUCGUUCCAGAUCGUGUGCGAAUGAAGAGAGUACGCGACCGUGCUGAUGAGGUUAUCAAGGAUUGGUUGAAAUCUGCCGAGGGAGUCCGGCAGCGUAGGAAAAGCGCUCAUCAGAGCCACGUCUCGGUUGACGACGCUGCAUCGCUGGCGUCGGAAGAGGUACCCCGCGUGUUCUCGCGAGCCACGUCGGCAAGGAAUAUGCUUUCUAGUCUUUCUGUUGAAGGCGGUCUUUCGCAAAAUGAAAGGCGCUCGCUUUCGCUGGCCCAUGUCACUGCAGCGAAUGCUUCCCGGGACGAUGAUGGACCCAUCGUCGACGAAGACACCCUUUCAAUGGCCAGCUUCUUUCCGGACCCCAAGGCCAAAACCAGAGGCGAUUUUGACCGGAGGAAACGAACGUUGCUGGAACGUCUUUUCGCUGUUGACCGCGAUGUGCGAAAGGGCAAGCUCAUGAAGCACAUGAACAGCGAGCGACUGGCAACGAUUCUGGAACAACAACAACACGGACCUGGUAUUAAUGUCCCAGCGCCACACGAUGGGCCCAGGGCACUGGUCAUCGAAGGAGCCGCCUUGAAGCAUUUGCUUGGGGACCCAGAGCUAGAAGAGGUUCUGUUUGCCGUUGCUUCAAACUGUGAAGCUGUCAUUGCAUGUCGAGUGAGCCCGAAACAAAAAGCCCUUCUCGUGGGUCUUGUUCGAAAGAAGGUGAUACCAGAGCCCGUGACCCUUGCAAUAGGAGACGGGGCGAACGAUGUUGGAAUGAUUCAGGAAGCCCACGUCGGUAUUGGAAUAUCGGGAAAAGAGGGCAAGCAAGCCGUGAAUGCAUCCGACUUCGCGAUCGCCCAGUUCCGAUUUUUGGAGAGCCUUGUUCUGAUACAUGGUCGAUGGGAUUUCUUUCGCCUAUCCACAGUCGUGCUCUUCUCUUUCUACAAGAAUGCAGUGAUGGUUGGCUGUAUCGUCGUCUUUUCCGGACAAACAAUUUUUAGUGGAACUCCGCUCUUCGAUGAAUGGACUAUCAGUGUACUGAACUUCAUUUGUGGUAUCCCCAUUGUUGUUCUCGGAUUGUUUGACCAAACCCUGAGUAAAGAGUACGUCCGGAAGCACCCGGAGACGUACCACGCAACUCGCGACAAUGAGACUCUGAGUAUGCGAAUGCGAGCUCGCUGGGUGUUGAUUUGCUUCGUGCACAUCUUCACGAUCUACUACAUGUCAGUAAACCCUCACCAGUACGGAGGAGGCUACACGUCUGCUUUCGACGGGUUGAUGGCUUCUGGCUUUGAACAGAUUGGCGACGGGGAGGGAGGGGACCACAAGAGUGUCGGUUUGGUAGCUUAUACCAACGUUGUGUCUGUACUCGCCCUGAAGGUUUUGUUUGAAGGAAAAGCCCUUGUUCACGGCCACUGGCCUGCGUUUACCUGCCGAAAGGAUGUCGGCGAAGGUUUCUUUAGCCGUGUGGCGUACACAUGGCAUGGUGUCAUCUGGGGUACCUUCGUCUUUUACAUUUUCUUCAUCAGUGUCUACUCGAUUUUGGGUCGAGGUGGUCCCAGUCCUUGGUCUGAUUUUGUGGAGGUUGGCCGCCAUGUUUUUACGACUCGAGUGCAGACCUGGCUAUUGAUCAUGUUCACACCUUUGGUGGCAAUGACUUUCGAUGUUGUCUUCAAAGUGUUUUCAAACAUGUUCUAUCCAACGCAGACUCAGCUGCACCUCGAGAUUGAGUGCAAUCAACGACUCGACCGCACUCUAUUCGAACGCGAUAUGGCCCUGAGUUCUCGGCAAAGUCAACAAUCUCAACAAGUGCGGUCCGAAGUUCAGCUGUGA